Acipenser ruthenus (sterlet) is the source of this 5526-nucleotide messenger RNA. RefSeq names its product pleckstrin homology domain-containing family A member 1-like. The transcript is spliced from 13 exons. Gene Ontology annotation, molecular function: PDZ domain binding. Gene Ontology annotation, cellular component: membrane; cytoplasm. The record is from RefSeq and is a predicted model, not a curated record. Lineage: Eukaryota; Metazoa; Chordata; Actinopteri; Acipenseriformes; Acipenseridae. Bases 163 to 1419 code for a protein of 418 amino acids.
CCCCCGGAAUAAAAAAACCUUUCCACUGCGUUCUGAUUCAGGUAGGAAGUCAGUCAGUGGGAGAUGGGCUGAAAAUUCAGUAUAGUGUUGCUUAGGUCUUUCUCUGCCUCGUAACUCAACAUUUUCCGCAGUGAAGAAUUGAUGUAAUGUGCAGGCUCAGAAAUGCCUUAUGUGGAUCGGCAGAAUCGUAUCUGUGGGUUCCUCGACAUUGAGGAGAAUGAGAACAGCGGCAAGUUCCUGCGCAGGUACUUCAUCCUGGACACGCAGGAAGGCAGCCUGGUCUGGUAUAUGGACAACCCCCAGAACCUGCCCACUGGAACGCAGCCUGUUGGAGCACUCAAACUAACUUAUAUUUCUAAGGUCAGCGAUGCAACGAAGCAAAGACCAAAGGCAGAGUUCUGCUUUGUUAUUAAUGCAGGGAUGAGGAAAUUCUUCUUGCAAGCCAAUGAUCAGCAAGACCUGGUUGAGUGGGUUAAUGAGCUGAACAAAGCUACCAAAAUCACUGUACCAAAAUCGUCUGAUAUGCAACAGAAUUCUGAAAACCAAAAAAGUCCCUUGGAGUGUCCAGGUGCCAAGAAGCAGGUCUCCUAUAAGACUGAAAUCAUUGGGGGUGUUCCCAUAAAAACCCCCACACAGCAGGAGGGAGGUGAGGGGUCAGAGGGGGCAGACAGGGGCGGGUUGAAGCGUUCCUUGAGCCAGCUGCCGUACUUCAUGGGCAAAGCUGCUCAGGACCAGACCGUGGUCAAAGCUGGCUACUGUGUCAAGCAAGGAGCUGUGAUGAAAAACUGGAAAAGAAGAUAUUUCCUAUUAGAUGAAAACUCAGUCAGUUACUUCAAAUCAGAGCUGGAUAAGGAACCCCUCCGAAUGAUCCCCCUCAAGGAAGUGAACAAAGUGCAGGAGUGUAAACAGAGUGAUAUAUUGAUGAGAGACAAUCUAUUCGAAGUAGUAACAACUUCAAGAACCUUUUUUGUACAGGCGGACAGCCCGGAGGACAUGCACAGCUGGAUCAAGGCAAUCUCAGGGGCCAUUGUCGCCCAGCGUGGCCCAGGCAGAUCAGCAGCUACUAUGCGGCAGGCCAGGCGGCUGUCAAAUCCUUGUAUACAGAGGUAUACAUCCCGAAAUGGUGAAUGCAGCACACACACCCCUCCUCUUUACAGGAGCACAGCAACCAUUCCUCCUCAAACCCUUCCUUCUUCAUCCGCGACCAAGGCCCCCCAGUCCCUCGCUCGCCAAUCUCUGCGGCGGCAGCCAACCCCCCACCAUCUUUUCCGCAGUACGCCUUCCCUGCACCCCCAGACACUCUCCACAAACAGCCUGGCCUGGAAAAGCGAAGACUUCAUGAAUCUCCUUCCAAGACCCUGCAUCCAGGGAAGCACUCGAUCCCGGCUUUCCCUGCAGGAGACCCAGCUUCCAAAGUGACUCCCUGCACGGCUACCCCGGGGACGCCGCAAAACCGCGGCAGCAACGGUGGCAGCACUCCGGAAACUCCCUCUGAGCACGUCGACCUGGAUGAUGAUAAUUUGCCCAUCAGUGACGUCUGACUUUGUAGCACGUAAUGGUUGUGGUGUUUGGGUGUGUAGUGGCUACAGGAAGAGUACUGCCAGUUCAGCCCUAGUUUUGUAAAUAUAUGGACCUGAACGUGGGAACCAGAGGAAGAGAGAAACUAAUUUGGAUAUUGUCACAAAAUGAAAACAAAAAAUAAAGUAAUAACUGUAGGAGAGUCCUGUUGGAGUUGUUGCAGAACACGGCUGCUUCUUUUUAUUUGUUUUAUAUAAUUCUGUUGAUGUAAUCUAAUUAAAGGGGUAAUGGCUGUGUACCGUGACACAGCCAAAAAGGGUCUUAAGAUGCCCUCUGAGACAAAACCUGACCAAAUCUUGCAUUUGUAGAAUUCCCUUGUGGUUCUGGUACCUCAGCUGUUAUCAGGGAGGCGCCUUGUCCUGUAACAGGGUUUCAUUUGGAGAGGGAGGCUUUGGCAGUCGAUGUUCGAUGGGGUUUCCACGUUAUCGGGUCAGUCAAUGUAUUGGGGGGGGGGGGGGUGGAAAUGGUGGCGACACACCGUUAAGGGGUAUAUAUUGUACAAGUCCUUAUGGAAGAAUGGUUGAGAGAUGAAGUUAAUGUGACACCCAAAAUGUGUAGGAUAUUUUUUGCUAAUUUUUUUUUUUUGUAUGAAAACCAAAAAUACUAUUGCAAGACAGGAGACCUAGUGUUGAAUUUGUAAUAACCCCAAAGUUAUUUUGUGCUACAAGCAUAGCAUUUUACCCUUAAUGCUUCCCUGCGUUGCACUCCUAAGGAGCACUCUCUCAGUUUUAACCCAGUCGUCUAGACCAGUAGCUAAUGGAUUUCUAAUUUAGAAGUAAUUUAUUCUGCUGUAUUUCUUUAAUAUUUGAUCCCAUUGGUUGCCGAAUGCCAAAUUUAUAAUCCUGUUUAAUAGUAAAACUAUUAACAGGGUAUAGUAAGACAUAUUACUAAUGCAAGAGCCCUUCGAAUUACUUUGUGCUUCGGUCAUCGACACCUUUCCUGCUAGUAUAUUUGCUCUGUAGGAUUUCACAGCAAAUUCAGCUUCUGCCUUGGCUGUUGCCACAGAGCCUUAAUCUUUUAAAUAAAUAUCCACCAAACGCAAGUUUUAUUUUGAAACAAGGAACUAAGCAACACAUUAAAAAUAAAUAAAUAUCCAAGAGUAUAUAAUAUGUCUUUGACAGAAUGAUUAUCCGUUAGACCUCAGCACAAGACUGCAGUUUGUUUCAUGUAUGUACAUUACAUACAGUAAGUGUAAGCCUCUGUUGUAGAUUAUUUGUUUUGUACAUUUUUUUUAAUGAUGAUAAAAUGCUUGUGGGUUUUUUUUCGUGUGCCUCUGCUGACAAGCAUGUGGGUGAUUUCUAUCUUUGUGGCCUGUCAUUUUGUUGCACUGAUGUUGUAUAGCUGUAAAGUGCCUUUGUCUCCUUUCUAUAAAAGCUUCUGGUAUUAUGAUUUUGUUGGAAAUUGUGCACCUGCUGUUUCUGAUUUAUUUUUCUUAAAAAUGUGUAUUUUUACCUGGAGUUUAACCAUAGUUUAAAUAUAUUGAUCACAGUGGAGAAAACAACUCUUACACUUAAAAUCAGUUGCCAAUUGUUUCACAGUACUUGUGGUGUGUGUGUGUGUGUCUCCUAUCUAUCUAUGUAUCUAAUUUGUGCAAUAUGGGUUUAAAGAUUUAAGUGUGUGUGUGGUUAUGGUAAUAAUGAAUGAAAAAAAUGCAAAAAUCACAAUUGUUUUAGAUGCAACACCUACUAAAUGGGUAGACUCCAGUCUGUUGACCCUGGCAGGCUUAUUACUUUAGAAGAAGUCUUGAAUCCCAAAUUUAUAUUUGUAUAUGUAUGUUUGUAGUGUUUUUUUUUUUUUUGGUUUGGUUUUGUUCGGUAAAUGUCCAGUAGAUUGUAAUAAAGUUAUCAAACUGUGUAACGUUUUCCAAGUUAGGGACCCGUUCAUUUUCAAAACUAGUUUGAAAAAUGAAGGUACAUUACAACAGGUUUUUUUAUUUAAGUUUUUUAUAUAGUAUAUACAAAUACAAACUCCAAAGGUGUUGCGAUUCAAAGACUUUUUUGUUUCGCUGUUUCAUAAGCUACUGACAGUUUGCAUCAAUAUAAAAUUAAAUAGAAGGCAAUAUUAUCUGUGUCUGUCUUCCCCAUCCCUUUUUUUAAAGGCUAAGGUAUUUAUUGGACACUACAGAUGAAAAGUUGCUGCUUCUUUCUAAACCUAAUCUUUUGAGUAGUUCAAAUUCAUACAGCAGUUUAUCCAUAGCAUUGUAUCUGAAAUCUUUGCAUAUCCUGAAACUAAACAAUAAAUGGUGGGACCUGUAAUAAUAUCAAUAAAGCUGAUUUGAAUAUAAUACAAGUACUGGUUAGAAUUCCUUUUAAGUGAAAUAUUUGAGUUGCUUUUGUGCGACAUAGCAUACUACCUGUUGAAAAAGGAAAGGACAUCUUCACAAAAAAUACCUAAGAGCAAGGCCACAAUUUUUAGUACUGUAAAUCAAAAAUAAGCUAAGAGAUUUAAAAAAAUAAACUCAGGAAACUUUUUUUGCGAUAACCCAUUUAUUUAAAUUAUGCGACUGUGCAUCAGUUACAGUGUAAAGUAAUUUUCACUUUAUCUGAACAAAAUUGGAUCUGUAUAAAAUCUGUGGCAUUAAUAAAGUGAUAUAUUUGGCAUGGAACACGCGAGAGGCUGGAAGUCCUCCAGAUCAUAACAUUUCUUAUCAAUAACUGACCAAAACCAAAUUGUUUUAAAUGUAAAGCAGCUAAGUUGGUGCUAAUACAGUUUAAUUGCUAAUCCUUCUAAUAAAAAUAAAAAAUGAAGAGUAAUACCAGUAUUUAAAGAAAAGUUUGUUUCUUCUACCAUGACAACAAUCAUAUGAUUUGAGUUUUUAAGUUAUGAACAUCAAUUUUUAAUGCAUCUUAACAGUCAUCAAUUCAGUAGCUAAGGGGCAGACUGUUUUCAUAACGAAACAAAAAAUAUAUAUAAAUUGUUAAACCACAAUGAGGUGUCAAAAGUUGGUUAACACAGCACACCAAAAAUGGUCAAAGUUGGUGACAGCUUACAAGCUUUCAGUUUCAAUUUGAUCCUUUUUUUGUGGUUCUAGAAUACCAUUUAUUCGUGCACUGUGUGGUAGUCCGGUGCUGUGUUGGGACAUUGUAUUGGUGGAUUACCCGGUAUAGUACAGCUGUAAAUUCCAAAGCAAUAAAAACUGACUAGCUGUUCAGGGUGGGAGGAGUUGUGAUCUAAUUUGGCUUAAACCAGCCAAUCCAAAUAUACUGGCUUAAAAAAAAUAAAAAUAUUUGAGACCAGGGUAGAUCAAUAAAAAUAAAAUAUAAAUCUCAUACUGUCCGCUUUAAAACUAGUGUUUAACGAAUCACUGCCUCAAAUGAAACACAUACUGUAAUAGUUAAUAUACAUUUGUUUGUUGUUUUUGUGUAGUUAAAACCAUUGCUUUGCGCACUUGAUGUUUUUCAAACCUGUGCGUGAUUAUUGUUAGAUAUCCAGUUUAUAAUAUAUGUUGUGUGUUGCACUAUGGCUUUGUUCCUCAAGUGAUGUGGCUGCUUUUAAUAUUGCAUGUGUUUUGCCAAGGCAAACCUUGCAAGCACUAGGGUUUGUAUAAAUGUGGAUGUAACGUCUGUACAGUGGGUGCACAGCUCAUUUCUGGCUUGUUUUGGUCUGUAACUGCAAUGUUAUUUAUCUGUUGCUACACAUUUUAUAAAUCUAUGAGAGUUGUUCAGAUGGGUUUUUUUUUUUAUAAAUAAUAAUAAUUAAAAUCCACUAAUGUCAAAAUAAUCCUAUUUAGUCUAAAACAAAAAUGUAACCUUCACAUAGUUUUUUAAUGUAGGUGUUUAAAAGUAAUAAACAAUAAUACUUUUCUUGGUGUGUUUUAAUGUUUUUUUUAUUUUAGUGAUGUCAUUCUCUUUAUACAGUAGGUGGUUCUGAUCGUUUUGUGUUGUGCCUUUAUCAAAUUUUCAGUAUGAUAACCAAGGUUUUAAAAUAAAUAUAAAUAAUUCACUUUCA